Molecule: messenger RNA, 1293 nt
Organism: Staurois parvus
Lineage: Eukaryota; Metazoa; Chordata; Amphibia; Anura; Ranidae
Source: the annotation of a GenBank genome assembly
AUGGGACCUUCUGAAGGAAUCGAGCGAUUCGACAGCACGGGGAAAGGCCGAGGCAUGCGGGCCCUGCGGCACUUCGGUCUGGGGGAGCUCCUGUUCACCUGUCCGGCCUACACCUGUGUGCUGACCGCCCAGGAGCGAGGAAACCACUGUGAGCACUGCUUCUGCAGGAAGGAAGGUCUUGCAAAAUGUGGCAAAUGCAAACAGGCCUUUUACUGCAAUGUGGAAUGUCAGAAAGGAGACUGGCCCAUGCACAAGUUGGAGUGUUCCGCCAUGUGUGCCUACGGAGAGAAAUGGAAUCCUUCGGAAACUGUAAGACUGACUGCAAGGAUACUGGCCAAACAGAAAACUUGCAAAGAAAGAACACCGUCGGAGAGGUUCUUGACAGUUAAGGAGUUUGAAUCUCACAUGAGCAAGUUGGACAAUGAGAAGAAAGAGCUCAUUCAGAAUGAUAUUGCAGCCUUACACCAUUUUUUCUCCAAGAAUUUGCACUAUUCUGACAAUGCAUCUCUAGAAUUCCUCUUUGCACAGGUUAACUGUAAUGGCUUUACCAUUGAAGACGAGGAGCUGUCUCACUUAGGAUCAGCUAUUUUCCCUGAUGUCGCACUAAUGAACCACAGCUGUUGUCCCAAUGUAAUUGUCACUUACAAGGGCACCGUCGCAGAGGUCCGAGCUGUACAAGAGAUUAAUCCUGGAGACGAGGUGUUCACCAGCUACAUUGAUCUACUCUACCCCACAGAAGAUCGGAACGACAGACUUCAAGAUUCUUACUUCUUCACUUGUGACUGCAGGGAGUGCACAACAAAAGAGAAGGACAAGGCAAAGCUGGAGAUCAGGAAAUGCAAUGACCCACCCAACCCUAAAGAUGUACGAGACAUGAUCAAAUAUGCCCGCGGUGUGGUGGAAGAGUUCAGGAGAGCCAAGCACUUCAAAAGUCCUAGCGAACUGCUGGAGAUGUGUGAGCUCAGUAUGGAGAAGAUGGGAACUUUAUUUGCAGACACCAACAUUUAUAUGUUACACAUGACGUAUCAAGCCAUGGGAAUCUGCCUGUACAUGCAGGACUGGGACGGAGCCUUGAAGUAUGGAGAGAAAAUCAUCCAGCCGUACCGUAAGCACUAUCCAGCAUACUCUCUAAAUGUGGCCUCCAUGUGGCUGAAGCUGGGAAGACUUUACAUGGGCCUUGAGAAGAAGACUGGUGGAAUUAAGGCCCUGAAAAAGGCCAUCGCUAUAAUGGAGAUCGCUCAUGGACCGGAUCACCAUUAUAUAGCAGAAGUCAAGAAAGAGAUUGAGCAAUAA